UCUCUCUUUACUUUCACUUUUAAAAAGUACAUUUUCUCCCUUUUUUAUUUACAUUUUUUUUUCAAUCCAAGCUGUUUUGAAAACACUCAAAAUCGGUGCUUCUAAAAAUGCAUUUUCGUCAACUGAAGAAGAACCUUUUACACACCCGUGUGUGUGUGUGUGUGUGUGUGUGUGUGUGUGUGUGUGUGUGUGUGUGUGUGUGACAUUCAAGCAUGCCUCUACUUGGCAAACGUCUGCUGCGGCGGAGGAAUUGGGAAUCGGAGGCGCGCCCAAACAAGUUUCCCCCGUGGGCGAUUAAAGAGAUCUCUCUACGUCGGGGUACUCGAGACCGCCAUCAACCCUGUUUGUUUAUUACCCAGAAUGCAUUGGGAGGUGGAGCACUUCUCUGAGCUCCUGGACGACCUUUCCCAGGAUGCUUUGCUGGGCCAGCUGCUCAGCGACCCCUUCCUGUCGGGGGUGAGGGGCGGCGUGGAAGCCAUGGAGGGGGAGGACGGGUGCGACCUGUCCCCGUCCUCCCCGCUGCCCCCCCACAUCACGGCCGAGCACAGCUACUCGCUCUGUGGGGACAGCCGACCGCAGUCGCCCCUGUCGCACCUGACCGGUGAGCAAGGCAGCGACGCAGAGUCUGACGGGGACUCGGCCGAUUGGCCGAUGGAGCAGGAGGACGCCAUGGACGGCCUCCUGUGUGAGGCUCCUUCCCUCCUCCCCACCCUCGCCCUCUCCCUGGCGCCCGGCGAGGGGCCCCGGGCGCCCGAGGGCCCCGCCGUGGCCCCGCCCCCUACCGCCGCCCCGGCCCCGCCCCCGGCCGGCGGCCACAAGCAGGCCAAAGGCUUCAAGAUCAAAGAGGAGAACGUCGUCCCUCAGAUCAAACUGGAGCCUCAUGAAGUGGACCAGUUUCUCAACCUGUCACCCAAAGGCCUGGAGGCGCUGCAGAUGCCUCCCACUCCUCCCAGCUCCCACGGCAGCGACUCGGAGGGCAGCCAGAGCCCCGCCCACGCCCCCCCGGCCUGUCCUGCCCCGCCUCCCCCCCCCCCCCCCCCCCCCGCCCCCCCGGCCGGCCUGAAGGCGCCUCCUCGCGCCUCCUCCUCCCUCGCCAACUCGCCGCUGCUCACCGCCGCCCACAAGCUGCAGGGGUCGGGCCCGCUGAUGCUGACGGAGGAAGAGCGCCGCACGCUGGUGGCCGAAGGGUACCCCGUCCCCACCAAGCUGCCGCUCACCAAGGCCGAGGAGAAGGCGCUGAAGAAGAUCCGCCGCAAGAUCAAAAAUAAGAUUUCGGCUCAAGAGAGUCGCAGGAAGAAGAAAGAGUACAUGGACGCUCUGGAGAAGAAGGUGGAGACCUGCUCCAACGAAAACAACGAGCUGCGCAGGAAAGUGGAAACACUGGAGUGCACCAACAAGUCUCUGUUACAGCAGCUUCAGUCUCUUCAGGCGUUGGUGGCCGGAAAAGUCCCCAAAUCCUGCAGGAUGGCCGGUACCCAGACCUCAUCAUGCCUCAUGGUGGUGGUGUUGUGCUUCGCUCUGUUCUUGGGGAGUUUCUCUCCCGGUUCUUUGACUCCGUGUUCCACCGUCACUGAAACCGUCCUCACUCUCAAACAGCCGGACACGGACUCCUACACAACCACAGGGAAGUCGAGGAAUCUGCUCUCGACCUUCGAGGACGAGCAGCCGCACCUCCUCGGCCUGGGCGGGGCGUAUCCCGACCAAUGGGAGGAGACCACGGCCGUCGUCAUGGCGGCGUGGCGGCGCUCGGAGCAGCAGAAGGCGCCCGCGGAGGCCGACCCGGCGGAGACGCACCCGCCGUUCAGAAACGCCGGAAACGACACGCAGACGUCGAAGAAGCUGCUGCUGGACCUGCACAGGUCUCUGGAUCAGAGGACGGCUGACAGCAGCAAGGUGUUGGUCAACGAGACCUCCUGAGCUUCACGUCAACAACGAUGACCUUUGACCCCCGUUAGUGAGUGGUUCAGUGUCCUGGAGCAAACCUCAUCCAGUAGCUCCCACUGCUGAUUGUUCCAUUUCUGCUUAAUCAGACACACUGUAGUAACAAUAACAAUAAUAAUAAUAUUAAUAAUGAGGUGAAGUUGCACUGAAUAUUUUUUUUUACGCGAGUCAACUCAUCACUUGCAUCUGGAUUUAAUCACAUUGUGAUGAAUUAAAAAUGGAUAUAUUGAUUUUAUUCCAGUGGAAAGUUUAUAUUAAAAUAUGACGCGUGAGGCUUUUUACAGGACACUGACGCAGAACCUUUUGUAUUUAUAGAACCCUUUUUGUUUUUGUAGCUCUUUUUAAUAUUAAAUGUUUUUAUUCCAUUCCAGUGAGGCAUACAUCCCAUUUUGAUAUACGUGUUUUGUGGUCAUAAUAUAUUUUAUUGCAUUGUUCUCUUUUAUAUAUUGUUAUAUAUUCUCUUUACAUUUCAUACAUCGAGGUUCCUGCGCUCCUUUAAAAAAAAAAAAAA
Messenger RNA from Cyclopterus lumpus (lumpfish), 2452 nucleotides. It is a transcript of the gene creb3l2, whose product is annotated as cAMP responsive element binding protein 3-like 2. Lineage: Eukaryota; Metazoa; Chordata; Actinopteri; Perciformes; Cyclopteridae. Gene Ontology annotation, biological process: regulation of transcription by RNA polymerase II. Gene Ontology annotation, molecular function: DNA-binding transcription factor activity, RNA polymerase II-specific; cAMP response element binding. The record is from RefSeq and is a predicted model, not a curated record.